UAGUCCUAGCUGGCACAGCCUUGCAGAGUCUACGGAAGUAGAGGCGUGAGAAGCCGGGCUGAGCCGGCUCCGGGUAGCGGGACUCGAGGCGCUGGGGCGCCGCUCCCGGGCCGGUCAUGAAUGGGCCGGCGGACGGCGAAGUGGAUUACAAAAAGAAAUACCGGAACCUGAAGCGAAAGCUCAAGUUCCUUAUCUACGAGCACGAGUGCUUCCAGGAGGAGCUAAGGAAGGCGCAGAGGAAAUUGCUAAAGGUGUCUCGAGACAAGAGUUUCCUCCUAGACCGACUUCUGCAGUACGAGAACGUGGAUGAAGACUCUUCCGAUUCAGAUGCCACUGCAUCUUCAGAUAACAGUGAGACUGAGGGAACACCCAAGUUGUCGGACACACCAGCCCCCAAGAGGAAAAGAAGCCCUCCACUGGGGGGUACCCCCUCUCCCUCCAGCCUCUCCCUGCCUCCUUCAACAGGGUUUCCCCUGCAGGCUUCUGGGACCCCUUCCCCAUACCUGAGCUCGCUGGCUUCCCCCCUUUACCCCUCAUUCCCUUCUGACUACCUGGCCCUGCAGCUGCCCGAGCCCAGCCCCCUGAGGCCCAAGCGGGAGAAACGGCCCCGCCUGCCCCGGAAACUCAAGAUGGCGGUGGGACCCCCAGACUGUCCUGUGGGAGGGCCGCUGACCUUCCCUGGCCGGGGUUCUGGGGCCGGGGUUGGAGCAGCCCUGACUCCCCUCCCGCCCCCCAAGAUGCACCCCCCCACAAUCCUGAGCACCGUCCCUCGGCAGAUGUUCAGCGAUGCAGGCAGCGGGGAUGAUGCCCUGGACGGGGACGAUGACCUGGUGAUUGACAUCCCGGAGUGACCACCUGCUGCUGUCUGCCCAGCGCCCCCUACCCCUGCCAGCACACACCAAGUCCCCAGUUUCCUCAGAGAAGUUUAUUGGCGCCCAGUUGCCAUGCUUCGGCCACUGACAUGAUCAGAAAAGGCGUAAACAUGCACGAAUGUCCCCCAGGAGGGUGGCAAGGGCCCUGCCUUCGCAUCCCAGCCCCAACCAGGGGACAGUUAUUUAGAUGAGUGGCCAGGAGCAUCUGCCACCUCUUGGGGAGGCAGAGACCCCAAAGUGGCCACCCCUUUAAAAGGGCAGCUGUACAGGGCUAGGUUUUGUUUUGUUUUUUAAAUGAAGAUUCUGUAUUAAAGAAGUGUCUCUGGG
Messenger RNA from Nycticebus coucang (slow loris), 1199 nucleotides. RefSeq names its product INO80 complex subunit E (gene INO80E). Bases 117 to 851 code for a protein of 244 amino acids. Lineage: Eukaryota; Metazoa; Chordata; Mammalia; Primates; Lorisidae. The transcript has 7 exons. The record is from RefSeq and is a predicted model, not a curated record. Gene Ontology annotation, biological process: chromatin remodeling. Gene Ontology annotation, cellular component: nucleus; Ino80 complex.